Molossus molossus (Pallas's mastiff bat) is the source of this 1417-nucleotide messenger RNA. It is a transcript of the gene LMO3, whose product is annotated as LIM domain only 3. Gene Ontology annotation, cellular component: nucleus. NCBI's taxonomy places the organism in Eukaryota, Metazoa, Chordata, Mammalia, Chiroptera, Molossidae. Gene Ontology annotation, biological process: positive regulation of transcription by RNA polymerase II. The transcript has 4 exons. The record is from RefSeq and is a predicted model, not a curated record. Bases 135 to 644 code for a protein of 169 amino acids. Gene Ontology annotation, molecular function: DNA-binding transcription factor binding; transcription coactivator activity.
UUCCCCGAGCCUCCUAAUGAGGCAUAAACUGGAGCUGCAGCCCAGCUCCGCACUGCAACUUUCGCUCGGGCUGCAGCUCUGCUGAGACGGUUUUGUUUAAAUCAUGUGAGGCUUCAUUAUUUUUAUGAUGAGACAUGAAAUGCAAGCGGAAGAUGUGGUUGGGAAGAGGGAGAGCGGCUGCGGCGCGGAACGUUUCAAGUAUACAAAUGCUCUCAGUCCAGCCAGACACCAAGCCGAAAGGUUGUGCUGGCUGCAACCGAAAGAUCAAGGACCGGUAUCUUCUAAAGGCACUGGACAAAUACUGGCAUGAAGACUGCCUGAAGUGUGCUUGCUGCGACUGUCGAUUGGGAGAGGUGGGCUCCACCCUGUACACUAAAGCUAAUCUUAUCCUUUGUCGCAGAGACUAUCUGAGGCUCUUUGGUGUGACGGGAAACUGUGCCGCCUGCAGUAAGCUCAUCCCUGCCUUUGAGAUGGUGAUGCGCGCCAAGGACAACGUUUACCACCUGGACUGCUUCGCCUGUCAGCUUUGCAAUCAGAGAUUUUGUGUUGGAGACAAAUUUUUCCUAAAGAAUAACAUGAUCCUUUGCCAGACGGACUACGAGGAAGGUUUAAUGAAAGAAGGUUAUGCACCCCAGGUUCGCUGAUCUAUCAACAUCACCCCAUUAAGAAUACAAAGCACUACAUUCUUUUAUCUUUUUUGCUCCACAUGUAUAUAAGAAUUGACACAGGAACCUACUGAAUAGCGUAGAUAUAGGAAAGCAGGAUGGAUAUACGAAAUAAAAGGGGGACUGCAUCUGUAUGUAGUGAAAUUGCCCCAGUUCAGAGUUGAAUGUUUAUUAUUAAAGAAAAAAGUAAUGUACAUAUUGCUGGAUUUUUUGCUUGCUAUUCGUUUUUGUGUCACUUGGCAUGAGAUGUUUAUUUUGGACUAUUGUAUAUAAUGUAUUGUAAUAUUUGAAGCACAAAUGUAAUACAGUUUUAUUGUGUUACCAUUUGUGUUCUGUUUGCUUCUUUGUAUUGUUGCAUUUAGUACAAUCAGUGUUUAAACUUACUGUAUAUUUAUGCUUUCUGUAUCUACCAGCUAUUUUAAAUGAGCUGUAACUUUCUAGUAAAAAAAUUGAAGAGCAAAUCUCACUAAUAUACACAUAUAGAUAAAGCAAGUCUAUCAACAUUAAAAAGACUAAAAAAUAAAGACACACACAAAGCGUUUUAAGCAACAUCCACUAUUAUGGCCAUUAUGAUUUAGUCUAUCCGUGUUCUCAUUAUAACCCCCUAUUUUCAGGGGGUUAAGAUCAGCUUUAAAAAAAUGCAUAAAAUUUUCAUCUUAAAGCACUUUCAUUUUAUACCAACGUGAAAAGUGCCACUUUUAGAAUAACUUUUAAGCUUAACAGUUAUCCUUUUAAUAUCCUUUGUGUGUGUG